This is a messenger RNA of Emiliania huxleyi CCMP1516, 414 nucleotides long. RefSeq lists its product as hypothetical. Gene Ontology annotation, molecular function: protein binding. The transcript has 2 exons. NCBI's taxonomy places the organism in Eukaryota, Haptophyta, Isochrysidales, Noelaerhabdaceae. The record is from RefSeq and is a predicted model, not a curated record. The coding region runs from base 1 to 414 and encodes 137 amino acids.
AUGGAGCCAGACUACAAUGCGGCAAACGAUCUCGUCAAACGCGUGAUGGCUGGUCUCGGCAAGUUCGAGCACCCCAGUACGCGCCUGCUGGCGGAUGCUGCCUGGCUUGCGACAGCCAGGGCGGGAGCUGCGCAAGCUCGGCUACCGCUGCAGCUGACGUUGCAAACACUCACUGGACGUGCGAUUCAGGUCGAGGCACAUGGAAACUGGAGCACGCUCGACCUGUUCAACGCGAUCUCAGUCCAGGAAGGCAUCCCAGUUGACCAACUGCGCUUGCUGCACGCCAACACCGACAGGCAACUGAGUCUCCACGACGCUCACGACCUACAUGGGCAGGGCAUCACAAACGACGCCGUCCUCACGCUAGUGCUUCGGCUACGUGGUGGCUGCUACCGCACGGGGAGCAGCGGCUAG